Trichobilharzia szidati is the source of this 2568-nucleotide messenger RNA. Lineage: Eukaryota; Metazoa; Platyhelminthes; Trematoda; Strigeidida; Schistosomatidae. The record is from the annotation of a GenBank genome assembly.
CUCACAAAUUACUCUGAAAUGUUAAGUGAUUUCUGCAAAUCUGAAUUUCUCGUCUGAAUAAGGAAGUGUCAUUUGAUACAUCAAGGAAUCACAACAUGAAUCUUCUGGGUGAGUAGUUGUCUAUUCUUCAUAAUUGCAAGUCCGUUGCAAAGUGACUUCCAAACAGAAACUCGUGAUACUACUCGUUUUAUGGCUUCCUCUAUUACCAGUCCUCCAUCUGUACACUCAGCAUUAUUUCAACAGGAAAGUGUCAAUAGAGACCAAUGAUUGUUGGCAAACAUUAUUGAAGAACAGCAUAGAUUUGAAAGGGAAGAUAGAAUGGAUAUAUCAGUCGACAUUUUCGUUGCGCACACUGACAGAUACAUUUCCCUCCGGAUAUUCUCAUGAAAUCCUUCGACGUCGUGCAAUACAUUACGUGCAUGAAAUGGAGUACACCUUGACCAACCUUCAAAAUCAACUCACUGAUUUGCAAAAGCUGAACAAAACAGUUAUUGGGGGUGCCGCAAUAUCCUCACUUGAAAACAAUUUGUCCAUAUUUCAACAACAGCUCACAGAGAUACUGUUCAAUACUGAGAGAGUUCUGAAUCAAUUGGGUCAAGUGGAUGGAUUUUCUGAAGAGAGGAUUUCCAGGCUGAAUGAGAUAUCUCGAAGAGUACAGAAGAGGAUUCAACAGUUGCAGAAUCCGGCUGACUGCAGGAAAGCCAAGUUUGUGACAUUCGAUUUCCUAGAUUUUUGUGGAUUCGGUUGUUCCAUGCACCGGUUGACCUACUGCCUACAACUGUCUGUGGAGAGUGGACGUGUAUUGGUCUUGAAGAGACAUGGGAUUGGAGAUAUUUUCCGAGAAUGGUUGCGGCAGAACAUCCUUCCGAUUUCUGACAAGUGCAGUUAUCGAGACAUCUUUAAAGCGUCAGAUAGUUUGGACUGCUCUGAAUUAUUUUUUCAUUCUACUCAUCGACACCACUGGAUUCCAAAUAUUCUACCAAGUGACUUGGCUACAGAAUUAUUUCGUCAUCACGAAGCACCCUACGUUUGGUUUGCCGGUCAGCUAGCUGCGUUCAUUCUGCGGCCUAAACCUCAUCUCGCUGAGUUAAUCAAAGAAGCGGUGAAGGAAUUCAAGUCAAAACAUCAUCCUGUUGUAGGUGUGCAUGUAAGACGUACAGACAAACUACUUUGGGAAGCUGACUCCUACAAUUUGACAGAGUACAUGAAACACGUGGAAAGUUAUUUCGAUUCAAUGAAUUACACUCAACGGGUGAUGUCAUAUAUGAAAUCUCGGGAUAUGAACAAAUUCACAUACAUGAAUGAACAGUUAAAUGGUACUCGUUAUUCUUCAGAGAACAAACGAAGCGUUUAUCUUGCCACAGAUGAAACUUCAGUUUUCAAGGAAAUUGCCGAGCUAUAUCCUGAUUAUAUUGUUUAUGGAAGUCAAAAGAGAUCACAGUCAGCGAAUGUGGAUAUUCGCUAUAGUAUCACUUCAAUGACAAAUGCAUUUGUUGAUGUGGUUUCAUUGUCACAGACCGACAUUCUCGUCUGUACAUUCUCUUCAAAUGUGUGUCGUCUAGCCUAUGAAUUGAUGCAAACACGUCAUGAAGAAUUAGGAGAUGCAACACAACUAAUUCGUUCUCUUGACUACAUGCAUCACUCAGAAGAUUAUUCGAGGAUCGAAUUCGAUGUAGUCAUACCAGAUGUGACAACAAAUAUACACUAUGGCAACCAGGUCUAUUUAUACAGGAAUUAUUGGAAUGGGACGGUGGCCGUUACACGGGUUGAUUUAAAUGAGAUAAAUCGUAUUGAAUUUGCUGACUGUGCACGAGACACUUUUUUUCUCUUACCUACCUACAAAUUGAGACCACGAUAUACGACGGCAAAUAUCAACUGGUUGUAGCAGUAAAUGCUUUAGCAGUUGACCUCAGUCAAUUUCAGAGAGUUGGCGUUAAAUAACCACAGUGUGUUCCCGAAUUCAUUUUUAUAAAUACUCAUAGACACCAACCGAUAACCUGAGCACAAGUUGUUAACAUCAUUUGUAGAACAAGAAGUAACUUCAGAAAACUGUAUGCUCGCACGUCUAAGUAUAAAAAUUCUAUGAUACCAUACUUGGCACGUAUUUUAUGUGAUGAAAGUAGCGUCAGGCAAGAAUUGACUAACCUUUUUGCCUUUAGUAAAUAAACAAUCUCCUCCAUCCAUCUUAUAUACCUUCAAGUUUUACUUUUAUUAUUUCUAUUAUAUUUAUGGUCCUGUUGAUUCUUUGUUUUCAUUUUAAUAACUGCAAACACCAACUUAUCUCUAUGACUUCUGUAAUCUUUCUUUUCUCCCUCACCAUAUCAUGCAAGGAGAACAUUAUAUUCAAUAUUUUUAAUCAUGCAAGGAUUUGUAUACCGCAUCGACAAUACUGUGUGAAACAAGCCCAUGGCAAUUUCCACUUGUAUUAUCAUUAUUACCUUAGCUGUUAUCAUUAUUAUUAUCAUUUCCAUUUUAUAUUGUGCAUGUUUUUUUAAAUAUUACCCAUAUUGUAAACGAAGAAAAAUUUUCUGUGAUUAAUUUUAUUUAUAAUUUGAGGAAAUUAGAUGC